CUUUAAUCCUCUCAAUUAGACUUAAUAUUUUCACUACCACCCCAAAAAAAUUAAAAUUAUUCCUAUUUUCUCAUCUCUACCCUUUUCUAUUUUUUUCCUGUGCCGCCACUGUUCUAUGCGCCUCCACCACCACCGCCGCCGCCGCCAUCGUUAGCCGCCGUCUCCAAUUCCUCUGCAUCCCUUAACACACAUAAGCUAGGGUUUCCCGGCGUUUUCCGGCGUUUCCCGGCGUUUUCGAGCUGGAUUCUCUCUCUUUUAUCCUGCCAAUCUCCAUGCGCCGCUGGUUUAGCGGUUUUGUUGAUUAGUUUCUCUCUCGAUCUCUAAACUGUAUCAAAACUAAUUCAUUUUGAGGAAACCUUAGGUUUUCUUUUCAAUUAGUCACAUUUACAUAUGGUUAAUUAAAUUAGGGCAAAAAUAUUGCUGUUGUGUAUAGUUUAUUGCUUUUUUUAUCUAUUUUAAUUUUAAUUUAGGUUUAGUUGAGUUGAAUGGCAUUGGGAGAUUUAAUGGCGUCUAGGUUUUCGUCGUCUUCUACGCAGUCUUCUGUUGCUGCAAUUGUAUCUUCUACUAAUCAUAAUAAUCACUAUGAUGAUUACUCUUCAACUCACGGAGAGGACGCGAUUGCUGCCGCUCUUGGAGGCGGCGAUAUGAUAUCGCAGAGGCGAGAUAGGGAUUCAGAUACUGCUAGUAGUAGUUAUGGAAAUGCCGGCCAUACGACUACGAGUAUGGCUUAUUUACCGCAAACUAUGGUUUUGUGUGAUCUUCGGCAUGAUGCUUUCGAAGUUUCUGUGCCUACUGGUCCUUCUGAUAGCGGUCUUGUUUCAAAAUGGCGGCCUAAGGACAGAAUGAAGACCGGAUAUGUAGCUCUAGUUUUAUGCUUAAACAUCAGUGUUGAUCCACCUGAUGUGAUCAAGAUAUCCCCUUGUGCUAGAAUGGAGUGCUGGAUAGAUCCAUUUUCAAUGGCACCUCAAAAAUCUCUUGAAACAAUUGGCAAAACCUUGAGUGUGCAAUAUGAAAGAUGGCAACCCAAGGCUCGAUAUAAAGUACAACUUGAUCCUACUGUUGAUGAGGUUAAAAAACUUUGUAAUACAUGCCGAAGAUAUGCCAAGUCCGAGAGAGUUCUGUUUCACUAUAAUGGUCAUGGUGUUCCAAAGCCAACUGCUAAUGGUGAAAUCUGGUUGUUUAACAAGAGCUAUACACAGUAUAUCCCGUUGCCAAUCAGUGAUCUUGAUUCCUGGUUGAAGACACCAUCUAUUUAUGUUUUUGAUUGCUCAGCUGCUGGGAUGAUUGUCAAUGCGUUUCUAGAGCUUCACGACUGUAAUUCUUCGAGCUCUACUGGAUCUGCAAAGGACUUCAUAUUGCUUGCAGCCUGUGAAGCGCACGAGACUCUUCCUCAGAGUGCAGAAUUUCCUGCCGAUGUGUUCACUUCUUGCCUCACCACACCUAUUAAGAUGGCAUUAAGAUGGUUCUGGAAACGUUCGUUACUUCACGAGUCCCUUGAUUAUUCCCUGAUAGAUAAAAUACCUGGUCGGCAGAACGACCGCAAAACCCUGCUGGGAGAAUUAAAUUGGAUUUUUACAGCAGUGACGGAUACAAUAGCGUGGAAUGUUCUCCCUCAUGAUCUUUUCCAAAGACUCUUUAGGCAAGAUCUGUUAGUUGCCAGUCUAUUCAGAAAUUUUUUAUUGGCUGAGAGAAUCAUGCGUUCUGCUAACUGUUCUCCAGUUUCUCAUCCAAUGUUACCGCCCACUCAUCAGCAUCAUAUGUGGGAUGCGUGGGAUAUGGCUGCUGAAAUUUGCCUCUCUCAGCUUCCAUCUUUGGUUGAGGAUCCUAAUGCAGAGUUCCAGCCAAGUCCUUUUUUCACCGAGCAGCUGAUGGCUUUUGAGGUAUGGUUGGAUCAUGGAUCUGAAGAUAAGAAGCCACCAGAGCAGCUGCCAAUUGUUCUUCAGGUUUUACUUAGUCAAUGCCAUCGAUUUAAAGCGCUGGUGCUUCUUGGGAGAUUCCUGGAUAUGGGGUCCUGGGCAGUGGAUCUGGCAUUAUCUGUUGGAAUUUUUCCAUAUGUUUUGAAGCUAUUGCAAACUACAACACCUGAACUAAGGCAAAUUCUUGUUUUUAUAUGGACAAAAAUUCUGGCGCUUGACAAGUCAUGCCAAGUUGACCUUGUUAAGGAUGGGGGACACACCUAUUUUAUCAGGUUUCUUGAUAGCAUGGAAGCCUAUCCAGAACAACGAGCUAUGGCUGCAUUUGUUUUGGCUGUUAUUGUUGAUGGGCACAAGAAGGGCCAGGAAGCUUGUAUUGAAUCUGGUUUGCUUAAUGUGUGCUUGAAGCACCUUAGUGGUUCAGUUCCAAAUGAAGGUCAAACUGAACCCUUAUUUCUUCAGUGGCUUUGCUUGUGUCUGGGAAAGCUGUGGGAGGACUUUUCAGAAGCACAAAUAGUAGGUCUACAGGCAGAUGCACCUGCUAUAUGUGCUUCUCUGCUGUCUGAACCCCAACCUGAGGUUAGGGCUUCUGCUGUGUUUGCAUUGGGCACCUUGCUAGAUAUAGGGGGUGAUGCAUGCCGAGAUAGUGUUGCAGCGGAUGACGACUAUGAUGAUGAUGAAAAAGUUAGAGCCGAAAUUAGCAUAGUUAAAAACUUAUUGAAUGUUGUUUCAGAUGGUAGCCCACUGGUCAGGGCAGAGGUUGCUGUAGCUCUAGCCCGAUUUGCAUUUGGCCACAAACAACAUCUCAAGUCAAUUGCUGCAGCAUAUUGGAAGCCUCAGUCAAAUUCUCUUCUAAAUUCCUUACCUUCUUUGGCCCAUAUAAAAGGGACUGGUAGUGGAUUUACCAACCCAAACCAGUAUAUGCAACAUUCUAGUAUUAUUUCUUCUCAAAUUGGUCAUUUGACAAGAGUUGGCUCUGACAACCAAUCAGUGGUUCGAGAUGCAAGGGUCUCCACCAGCAGUCCACUUGCUACAUCUGGAAUUAUGCAUGGGUCACCCUUAUCUGAUGAUUCAUCUCAACAUUCUGAUUCUGGUAUGUUGAAUGACGUUGUCAGCAAUGGGGUUGGCCAUCAUUCAAGGCCAAAACCGUUGGAUAACGCAAUGUAUUCGCAGUGUGUAUUGGCUAUGUGUACUUUGGCUAAGGAUCCUUCUCCACGCAUUGCAAACCUUGGCCGGAGAGUGCUGUCCAUUAUUGGAAUUGAGCAAGUAGUGACAAAACCUGUUAAUACCAUAGGCACUAGUGGUCGACCCGGUGAAACUCCAACUUCAUCUCCAUCUCCAAGUCUUGCAGGACUAGCUCGUUCAUCUUCAUGGUUUGACAUGAAUGCAGGUCAUCUCCCUUUGACAUUCAGAACUCCUCCUGUUAGUCCUCCACGACCAAGUUACUUAACAGGGAUACGUAGAGUUUGUUCCUUAGAAUUCAGGCCUCACUUAAUGAAUUCUCCAGAUUCAGGAUUAGCUGAUCCUCUUUUAGGUUCUGUUGGACCAUCUAUGGGUUCUGAGCGCAGUUUGCUUCCUCAAUCAACUAUUUAUAACUGGAGCUGUGGUCACUUUUCAAAGCCACUUCUUAAUACGGCGGAUGAUACUGAAGAAAUAUUGGUUAAAAGAGAGGAGAGGGAAAAAUUUGUGCUAGAUCAUAUUGCCAGGUGUCAACAUUCUUCUGUUAGUAAGUUAAAUAAUCAAAUUGCUGGCUGGGACACAAAGUUUGAAACUGGCACAAAAGCAGCCUUGUUGCAUCCUUUCUCUCCUAUUGUCAUUGCCGCUGAUGAGAAUGAAAGGAUAAGGGUAUGGAAUUAUGAAGACGCUGCUCCUCUCAAUGGAUUCGAUAAUCAUGAUUUUCCUGACAGAGGGAUUUCUAAGCUGUGUCUUGUUAACGAGCUUGAUGACAGUCUGCUUCUUGUUGCUUCGUGUGAUGGAAAUAUUCGGAUUUGGAAAGACUAUACCGUGAAGGGUAAACAAAAGCUUGUUACUGCAUUUUCUUCAAUCCAGGGUCAUAAACCUGGUGUUCGGAGUUUGAAUGCUGUUGUGGAUUGGCAACAACAAUCUGGAUAUUUGUAUGCUUCUGGUGAGAUAUCUUCCAUCAUGCUUUGGGACCUGGACAAAGAGCAACUUGUUAAAUCUGUUCCAUCAUUCUCAGAUUGCAGCAUCUCAGCAUUGGCUGCUUCUCAAGUUCAUGGAGGUCAGUUUGCUGCUGGUUUUGUGGAUGGUUCUGUCAGACUAUACGAUGUUAGGGCACCUGAAAUGCUUGUUUGUGUAAAGCGUCCGCAUACAAGAGUAGAAAAAGUUGUUGGGAUUGGCUUUCAACCCGGUCUUGAUCCUGGGAAGUUUGUCAGUGCAUCUCAGGCCGGUGACAUUGAAUUUCUGGAUAUAAGAAAUCCCAGGGACACCUAUUUAACUAUUCAUGCUCACAGGGGCUCCCUUACAUCUUUAGCUGUUCAUAGGCAUGCUCCUAUAAUCGCCAGUGGCUCUGCAAAACAAAUAAUUAAAGUAUUCAGCUUAGAGGGAGAUGUGCUGGGCACUAUUCGGUACUAUUCAACUUUCAUGGCCCAGAAGAUUGGACCUGUAAGCUGUCUUACCUUUCAUCCAUACCAAGUACUGCUUGCAGCUGGUGCUGCAGAUGCUUGGGUUUCAGUAUAUACCGACGAAAACUCUCAAGCAAGAUGAAUCCACGUCUUCUUAUCAAUGGUUUGAUGGGAGUCAUCAUUGGGUGGCAGCGCAAGCUAACCAGGUGCGUAUUAUGUCACAAAUGCUGUCUGCCGAGUUCGAUUUGGUCAUCCAAUAUGACGUAUUCCAUCGGGGUAAUUCUGCUGAGCUGGAACCUAGGUUUGGCUUCAGCUUCUGCUUCAGCUUCAGAAAUUGUAUGCUACAUAUUCAUUAGCCUCCAGUGUAGAUGGCCAUACGAGACGGAAAGAAAUGCUGCAUUUUGCGGCGGGGGCUUUGGCAAAUAAUUGUUAUAUGGGUAAAUGUGUGUAAAUAGCUUUUUAAUUUUCGUGUGUUUAUUAAUCCAUCCAAUCCCUUUGUUCAUUGUAAAAGCAACGCUCUGUCAUCAUAAUUUAAGUGUUGCAAACAGUUGUUUAUAUGGGAAUGUCGGGGAGUUCAACA
Molecule: messenger RNA, 5075 nt
Organism: Mercurialis annua (annual mercury)
Lineage: Eukaryota; Viridiplantae; Streptophyta; Magnoliopsida; Malpighiales; Euphorbiaceae
Product: regulatory-associated protein of TOR 1
Exons: 23
Coding region: 486-4637 (1383 amino acids)
Biological process (GO): positive regulation of cell growth; TOR signaling; cellular response to amino acid stimulus
Cellular component (GO): TORC1 complex; cytoplasm
Molecular function (GO): protein-macromolecule adaptor activity; protein binding
Source: RefSeq, a predicted model, not a curated record